AUGUCAAUAUUCAAGCCACGUACAGUUGCUAAGCAAUCAAGUAAUUUACCUACAACAAUUGUUCAUGAACUUACAAAGAACCAACAUUAUUGUGUAUCAAAGUUACCAGCAUUACCUUCAGUAUUCAAAUCUCAAGCUGAUUCAUUCACCAAUGCUUAUUCUGAUUCAGAAUCAAAUUAUUCUUUAGUGAUUAAUGAAGAAUCAAUUUUUGUUUGGUGUUACAAGUCGACUGAUGCAACUCCAUUAUCCAUCGAAUUCCCAAUUGAUAAAUCUAUAUUUCAAUUACCUAUGGCUAUUUUGACAAAACCAUCAAGUGGUACUGGUCAAGAUCCAGGUUUAGUUAUAUUAGAUUCUAUAUCAGGAUUAAUAAAGUUUUAUGAAAGUGUACAACAUGCCCCCACAUUAGGAUUGAUUAAUGACAAAUCUUUAGAGAUAAAUAUUCUUUUGAAAAAAGAUGAAUACAUAACUUUAGCAGAAAACGUUGAACCAGCAGGAAUAAUGAUUGCCACUUCAUUACAAAGAUGUAUUUUAAUUUCCCUUAGGGAUUUCAAAAGUAAACCACAAUUAGGAUAUAUGGAACUAUUAAAUAAUGAAGGGUUUUUACAAAGAUUUUUCAAAUCAGAAACCAAUGAAAUUGUCGCGAUCAGAUCAGGGAAAAUUACUAAUCAUGGAACAAUUCAAGAAAUAAUUGUAUUGGAUUCAUCUGGUAAUUUUUAUUUGUAUAAUUAUAAUUUGUUUUCAGCAACUGCUUCUCCUUAUGUCGAUAAGAAAAAAUCAUUUAGACAAUCUAUCCGAGUUGAAUUUGAUGCAUACCCAGGAUCAAAUCAAUUUGUUACAUUUCUAGAUAUUUGGCCAGUUGAUGAUAUUUAUGUGGCUCUUUGUCAAAUAGAAAAAAGCUUAUAUUUGGUAACUUUAAGAAUCGAUAAAUCAGGUGCCUUACCAUUCGGGUCUCACAAGUUGAAAACAGCCAAUUUCCCAACUUCCAAACCUAAACUUUAUUUACCUAAACCUGGAAAGACAGCAUUUGUCAUCAUUGAUAAUUCAGUAAUACUCACCGAUUUGAAUACUUCAUAUAUUGAAUCGAAAAAUACUUUGACAUAUUAUAAACCAAGGUGGGAAGAUGUUGUUAGAUUCAAAUCUUCAGUUGAAUUUGUUGGUAGUGGAUUUGAAAAUCAAUCGACUAAUUCUAAUCCAGCAAUAAUUUUGAUAAGUAAGAAUUUUGGUGUUGUUAGAAUUGAAAAAUUCCCUGAAUCUCAAACUGAUAAAGUCAUUGAACCUUUAGCUAUUGUUAAAUCUCAUAUCGAACAAGCAAUUUUUUAUUCUGAUAUUAAUGAAAUAGAUUUUGAUUUGUCACAAAGAUUUGAAAAAGAUGUUAUUCAGAACGCUAUAGAAUCAAUUGUUGAAGAAAUCUUAAAUUCAACUUCAUCAUAUUUCCCCAAAACAUUACCAUCAAUAUCCGAUUUAACAAAUUUAAAAGUUAAAUUAUACAGAAAACUUAUUGAAUAUGUAAAGAGAAAUUUUGAUAUUCCAAUAAUCCCCCAAAUUGUCGAGAAUCUAGAAAAAUCCGAUGUUGCUCAUCAAAUGUGGACCAUAAUUGACACAAAUCAAGAAAUGAAAACAGUGUUGGAGACUCAAAUUGGUGAUAUAAGAGAGUUUUUCACUCAUAAUGUUGUUGAUAUAAAUCAAGUACUUACAAAAUUUAUUGAGAAUUUAAUGGAGAAAAGUUUACCAACGGUUCCAUUGGUGGUAAAUACAUUAUACAAUGGAAUAUAUUUAAAUGAAGUUGAAUAUGUGAACCAAAUUUCAAAAUCAUGGGUAUUCACAACUAAUUUGAUUAUCAGAACCGAAGAAAUUUUCACUCGUAAUUUUGUUGAAUCUGAAGGUGACCCUAAAGUAGCUUAUCAUUUGGUACAAGUCUUGUAUUAUUUUGUGAAUAGUGCAAUUGCUUAUAUGAAAUCAACCUCAGAUAAUGUUCAUCUCCAGGAUUAUCAAAUUUGGUAUAACAACCGUAAACAUUAUUGGAUUGGAGUAUUAUUAAAAGCUGGCCUUGAAAAUGAAGCCACGGAAAUUGUCGAAAAAUAUCAUGAUUUUGCUUCUUUAGCAAGAAUUUUAGAUAUAGAGCAAGAAGAAACUAAUUCAAUUGACCAAUCAAUUUAUACUAAAUAUUUUGAAGAAUUUGGUUAUAAUUUCGCCAGUUGUGUUUAUGAUUAUUAUUUAGAAACGAACAAGAUUCAGAAAUUACUAUUGUCUUUCACGAAUUAUAAACACUUUCUUUUGCAGUAUUUUAAAGAGAACCCCAAGAAAACCGCCAACGUAUCAUGGAUUAGAUAUUUAUUGGAUAGUGAGUUUACUGAAGCAUCUGAUUCUUUAAUUGUGGCAGCUGAAGAAAAUGACAGUUUAGAUAAUCAACAAAUCAAGUAUUCACUUGCCAAACUAUCAUCAGUUGCAUCGGGGAAUAGUGACAAUUUAAAAGAUAUUAAUCAUGAAUUGCUAAUCAUUAAAUAUCAAAAAAUUAUAAAACAUCUGAUUGCAGAAAAUGGUAGACUCGAAGCCAUUACAAAACCAACGUUUACAAAGAAUUAUGUCAACCAAGAAAUAACUAAACAAUAUAUUGAACCAAUUGUUGACAUUUAUUUUGAUAAAUUUGUGAAUGGGUUUGAAUUAAAUAACAGUGAAAUUAUCAACUUGUUGACUACUAUCAAACCAUUAGUUUCAAACAAAUUGGGAUUCUCGUAUGCUUUCAGAAUUGCUGAAUCAAUCUACAAUGAAAGUAUAGCUAACUACUAUUCAAGUAUGAUAUUAGUGCGUUUAUUAGUUUUGGGUAAUGAAAAGUUAUAUCAAUCGAAUGAUAAUGAUGAUGAUAAAACCAUUAAAAGAAAAGCUAAAAAGUCAGCUUUAUAUAAAACUUUAAAACAAAACCCAGGAGCUAUUCCUAAACUUGAUCAAUUAUUGACCAAUCCGGAAAUAAAUAAUGCUGAAUAUGAAGAUAGUAUCAUCAUCAAGGAAUUCAAUGAAUCAUUGUUAAAUCAAUUAACAAAACAACUUGGAAAUACCAAAUUCAAAUCUUGGGUUGAAGCAGUGAAAGAACAAGCUAGAAUUUAA
Molecule: messenger RNA, 3102 nt
Organism: Candida dubliniensis CD36
Lineage: Eukaryota; Fungi; Ascomycota; Pichiomycetes; Serinales; Debaryomycetaceae
Exons: 1
Coding region: 1-3102 (1033 amino acids)
Biological process (GO): poly(A)+ mRNA export from nucleus; transcription-dependent tethering of RNA polymerase II gene DNA at nuclear periphery; protein import into nucleus
Cellular component (GO): nuclear pore outer ring
Molecular function (GO): structural constituent of nuclear pore; protein binding
Source: RefSeq, a predicted model, not a curated record